AUUCUCUAUACAUGCGUUAUAUUAUGAACAAUCAUUGGACUAUCGUUAAUGAGCAAACCUCACUGCUUCAGAGAGUUUUCACACUUUGAAAAGAUCAAAUGAGUGAAACAUGAGUCGAGACCUAUAUAUUACUUCUCAUUCUACAUCAACAAUUACUUGAUACAAUCUGAUGUAUCAAAUGGACAAAACUUAAUUCCUUAUCCUCCUCUUUCAUCAUACUUUUGAUUUUUUUUUUUUUAAUUAUUUUCUUCUCAUUUUUGUAAUAACAUACCCAUGUAAGUUUGUUUUUAUAACAACACGGUUUUUUUACUGAUCUAUAACCUAAUUUUAUCAAAGAACUACUAUUAUGAUAUAGAUAAAAUAUUAAAAAUUAUACAAGAUAUUGUCAAUUGUCUGGGUGGUGUAGUUGGUUAUCACGUUAGUCUCACACACUAAAGGUCCCCAGUUCGAACCUGGGCUCAGACAUAUCAAUAUUUUUUUGUUAUUUGUUAUUUAGCUCUUAAAUUUUCACUUCGACACGUUGCUUAACUCUACAAAAACUACAGAACCUUCGACCUGCCACAGCAAUUCUCGGUUCUUAGCCGACGACUGCGUCAAUAUUCAAGAGCCUGGCCUCGCCCAAUCUCGGAUUCCUUGUUCGUUGCUUGUAGCUGGGAAUUUCUAUUUCUCAGCCGGCGACUGCCAAAAGCAAUCCACGGCCUACAUCGUUCUUUACUUUCCGGUGUGGGGGUUUAUUAUUUUUAGCUGAUCGGAGCUAGCUGUACCAAGGAAGAGGGGAAAGUACGAUGGACUGGGGAAGUGUAACUGCUGAUGAUCUGAUUGGAGCUCUAAGAGAAGUCGACUGGUCUUCUCCGCCUCGUCCGCUCAACGAAUUCUUCUCCAAAUUCAGCAUCACCCGAUCUUACCCUAAGUGGAGCAGCCGCCUAAAAUGCAAUCUGUAUUACUACAGGACGAACUACUUCAUUUUGAUUAUGCUCAUUCUUGGUGUUGCUUGUAUCAUGAGGCCUUUAGCAAUAGUUGCUGCUGCUUUGACUGCUCUAAGCUUUGCUUUCCUUAACGAUAGUUUUGCAGUCACCUUCAGUGAGAAGACGACAAGAACUGUGAGGAAGUUUUCUCCUCAUUUAGCAGCAAAGAUGAGGCCUCCUCACAUGCCUGUCAUCCGCGGCCGCCCAUCUUCCAAGAAGACAAUGUACAUCUGUGGUCAGCCUCGUGGAGUCUUUGUUUUCGUAUUCACAUCCGCCAGUUUAAUUUUGUGGUUUGCUUCAGGCAGCUUGUCCACUGUUCUGUGGGCAGUCGUGAUUGCCCUUCUUGCGACCAUCAUCCAUGCGAGUGUCAGAACACCUAAUCUCAAAGCAAGGCUCAAUACAUUCAGGGAGGAGUUCCGCGAAGUCUGGCGCAACUACAGCGACCUGUGAUUGGCUACGGCAACCAUUUGAUGACAUCCGUCCAUUGCUGUAUUUGCCAUAAUCCUCCACGGUGAUCCUCCUUGAAUGAGGAGAUGUUUCUGCUAGUUGUCAUUGCAACAUGUUCGCCAAAGCUUCGCACAUCUCUUCUUCUAGGUCCAAGGUUCGGGGUAGCAUUUACCUACAGGUAAAGAAAAAGAAAAAAGAUAUGGUUUUGUUAGAGCUGUGUGUUGUAAAUUUUCGUCUAGGCACAUAACAGAUCUCUGUGCAAGAUGCUUUCUUGUCACCCUUUUCACUUGUGAACUUGAAUGGAAUGGUAGUACCUAGUAGUCUAGUACUAGUGGUGUCCAAGAUUGUUAAUUGCGUAUCCUGGAUCGUGGGAAGCAUAAAGGAUUAUAUGAUUUCUUCAUUUCGAGCAGUUUCUUUCGUCCUCAACUUAUAAUUAGCAUAUAAAGUAUCCAUUUAAUCUAGGUUUUACAGAUGUUUGUAGGAAAUUGAGGUCUUAUAUUAGUUUUGAGUACCGUAGUGUGGUUUACAUAAGGUCAUAAAAAGCUUUGGACGCUUGAUUAAUUGACGACUCCUUUAAGGAGAUCUAAACCCAUUGAUUACGAUUAAGAUUUGAUUAGAAUCAGUUGUUAAUUUUCUGUAUAAAGGAUAAUUAUUAUAUGAUCCAUGAAGAAGCAAUUGUUGAAUACAAGAAAAAAAAGAUUACUUAGAAAUUAGAAAGAAAGAAAAAAACCAAAAUUAGAAGUGGGUGUUAUCGGCUGAUUAGUUAUCGAUAUUAACUACGUGAGAAUUACUUUGAAGCAAGGUUGUCAAUCCGCGGGUUGACUCUGUCAAUCCGCGGGUUGACUCUGUCAAUCCGCGGGUUGACUCGGACCUGGUUGAGCUAGUGGGUCAAGGGUUAAUGGGUCACCCGUUUUAGGCUGGAAAUAUGGAAAGCGUCAUUAUAUUGUACUUAUCCUGAUAAAUUAUAUCAAAUUUCAUCUAACAUAUGAGUUAUAACAUAUAAUAUUACACCAAAAUAACAUUUCGUACUUAGAUUCAACAUAUAGUGAAAAUUCACACACACUAUAUAACAUUAAUAUUCAAAUGUUAGGAUUCCAAAGAUUGAAUUAGGCGAAAAGAAAAAUCGGAAAAUAGGCGCAUUUCGCAAAACAAAGAAAAAAAUGACACAAUUUGACCUCCAACUCGGUACCUUGUGGCGGUCGACCCGGCAGGUGCGUGCGGCCCGUUUUUCUCACCGGGUCAGGGUCAAAGUGGGUCAACCCGCGAGUCGAGCCGCGAGUUGACAACCUUGCUUUGAAGUGAUGUUCUGAAUUUCAUUAAUUUCCAAGUCAUUAUCUCUCUUUAUUGUAUGAAUAUUAUGGGAGUGGAGGCUAUCGGCUCAUUGUUUACCAAUGUCAAUGAAAUGACCAUUACUUUGAAGUAGUGUUGUUUCGAAUUUUAUUAAUGUUCAAUUCAUUAUUUGUCUUUAUUAUCAAUGCAAAGUUGAGAAAAGAAGAGAUGUCUUGAGGGUUGAUGUAGUAAUAAUGUGAGACGAGGAUAUCCAUCACAUUUCUGAUUCGAAACUUAGAUCAACAACUAAAAAAAAAAAAAAGAGGCAGGAGCUGCAAACCAACCAUAAAGAGUCAAAACCGAA
Messenger RNA from Linum trigynum, 3045 nucleotides. Lineage: Eukaryota; Viridiplantae; Streptophyta; Magnoliopsida; Malpighiales; Linaceae. The record is from the annotation of a GenBank genome assembly.